AUGUCCAGCAGCAGCAGCAGCUCCACAUACAGGCACAGUAGACCUGGGCCUUUAUGUUCAAAAAUGGUUGCGCCUAACAAAAGAAAAGAAAAGAAACCAGUGCUGCCUCUUGUGACACCACCAAAACUACGAAAAGCGGUGCACAAAGUUAUGACUAAGUAUCACAAAAAUCCUUUUUAUCAACCUAUUGAUCUGGUCCAUAAGGUGAUAACCAAAUUAAACUUAAAGAAUAUAGUUUCUGAGAGAAGGAGGGUAAAGCUAUUGAUUAAUAAGUGGAUCGACACUAACACGGAGGCUAGCAAGGACAGUGGACAGCAAAGCGAUUCCAAAAAAGAAGUGAUCAAAGAAGCUCAAAAAUUAGCUCAUACUAUUAAUGAAAACCAAGAACCUAAAGUCACGAUUCAAAAUGAAAACCCAGCAAAAGAUGAUGCAAUGGAAGUUAAAGAAUCCGCGGCCAGUGUGGAAAAAGUCAAGGAUAUCUCCAUAGGAGCUUUGACUCAGCUGCUGUUGGAAAAUAAAGAUAAAAUUAACAAAGAUGUAAUCAGUCAGCUAGCAAAAGAGUCGGAAAAAGAGCCGGAAACAGCGGUGCCAUCCUGUACGUGUGAAGAAAAUCAAGAGAAAAUAAUCAUAGAUUUAACCAAAGAAGAGGAACCACAAGUCAAAAUUGAAAUAAAAGAUGAAGUAUCAAGUAGCCAAUUAGUUACUUUAGUGGAUUCUACACACAUUAGUACGCCUCAAGUACAACCACAAGAGAAUAACAUUCAACCAGUUUCCCAAGAAUCUUAUGCUGAGUUUUACAAUCAGUGGUACAAUCAGUGGUACUAUUGGUAUUGGUACCAAGCUGGGUACACUCAGUACCCAAAUGGGUACCAGUACUAAAGAUUUUUUGAGCAACCAAUAAUUUCUAUGUUAUGUGUUGAUUGCGUUAAACUUAUUUUGAUAAGUAAAAAAAAAAAAACA
This is a messenger RNA of Copidosoma floridanum, 960 nucleotides long. RefSeq lists its product as uncharacterized. The record is from RefSeq and is a predicted model, not a curated record. Lineage: Eukaryota; Metazoa; Arthropoda; Insecta; Hymenoptera; Encyrtidae.